UACAGUAUUGUGAUAUUAGAGGGGCUGCAGUGUUCCUGCUUCAUAACCAGCAGCACCAUGAACACAGCCCUGCACAACCCCCUCAAAUCGCUGGGCGAAGACUUCUAUCGGGAGGCUAUAGAGCAUUGUCGGAGUUAUAACGCUCGCCUGUGUGCAGAGAGGAGCAUGCGACUUCCUUUCCUGGACUCCCAGACCGGCGUGGCACAGAACAACUGUUAUAUAUGGAUGGAAAAGACACACAGGGGGCCAGGCUUGUCACCGGGACAGAUCUACACCUAUCCUGCACGAUGCUGGAGGAAGAAGAGGCGGCUGGACAUAUUAGAGGACCCUCGUCUGAGGCCCUGUGAGUUCAAACUUGAUUAUGAAGUGCCUAUGAAGAAGGAGGGCAGCUUGCCGGAGGGGCCGGUCCUAGAAGCCUUAUUGUGUGCAGAGACAGUGGAUAAGAAGCUGGAACUAAAAGAGGAGGAGAUAGUUAGCGAUUGUCAGAAGACACAAGUUGGAGACGUGCCACACGAACUAGAGGCCGAUGACCUGGAAGACGAUACCCCAAAACGCAAGAACAGAGCCAAAGGAAAGGCCUGUGGAAUUGGGGGCUUGAAGAAGAGACAGGAUGCUUCCGCCUUAGAAGAUCGAGACAAACCCUAUGUGUGUGACAUUUGUGGCAAGAGAUACAAGAAUCGGCCUGGUCUCAGCUACCACUACACCCACACUCACCUGGCUGAGGAAGAGGGUGAGGAGAAUGCAGAGAGAUAUCUUAUCCCUUUCCACAGGAAAAAUAACCACAAACACUUCUACAGAGAGCUGAACUGGGUGCCUGAGAUGCAGCCCCGGCAUACAGUGAAAAAGGCCCCCGACGGCUCGGUCAUUGCCAAUGGCUAUUGUGAUUUCUGCCUAGGAGGAGCCAAGAAGACAGGGUGUCCAGAAGACCUCAUCUCCUGUGCAGACUGCGGACGUUCUGGUCACCCCUCAUGUCUACAAUUCACCGUCAACAUGACAGCCGCUGUUAGGACUUAUCGCUGGCAGUGUAUUGAAUGCAAGUCCUGUAUCCUUUGUGGUACUUCAGAAAACGAUGACCAGCUGCUUUUCUGUGAUGACUGUGACCGAGGGUAUCAUAUGUAUUGCCUGAGCCCCCCAAUGUCUGAGCCCCCAGAAGGAAGCUGGAGUUGUCAUUUGUGCCUGAGACAACUGAAGGAAAAAGCAUCGGCCUACAUCACACUGACCUAG
This is a messenger RNA of Nanorana parkeri, 1224 nucleotides long. It is a transcript of the gene DPF1, whose product is annotated as double PHD fingers 1. Lineage: Eukaryota; Metazoa; Chordata; Amphibia; Anura; Dicroglossidae. The transcript is spliced from 12 exons. Gene Ontology annotation, biological process: nervous system development. Bases 58 to 1224 code for a protein of 388 amino acids. The record is from RefSeq and is a predicted model, not a curated record. Gene Ontology annotation, cellular component: nBAF complex.